UCGCAAGCCCCUCCCACCACAACUGCAUCCUCCGCCCACCACGCUGUUCAUUGCAAGCAAAACGUGUGCAAAAUACAUACAGCGUUCGUUGUACCGUGUAAGGAGAAACAUGGCGAUAAUUGAUGCCAAAAUGUCCGGAUAUUUCCAGCAAUAUGUCGUCCCUCUGGCUGGGCUGUUCAUUGUUUUGAGAAUUCUGCAUUCUAUUUGCUUGAAGCUCCAUCCGAUUGUCUUUGCUAUAAUAUGUCCGAUAAUGUCGAAAAGGCACCACGGUAUCAUCAAGGAACAGAAGGAAAAACUAUUUUCUGAACUCUUGAACUCUCGCGACGACAGCAACCAGCGGUUUUGGGCCUUGGAGAUCGGGUGCGGCAGCGGGCAGAACUUUGCCUUCUAUCCCCCCAACACCAGUCUUGCUGUCGUCGAGCCGAAUUCCAGAUUCGAGACGAGUGUGACGAAAAAUGCUGCUAAUUACCCAUCGCUGGAAAUUACAAAGUUUUUGAGCAUGGGGGCUGAGGAUCUGAAAGGACAUGUUGAGGACUCGAGUUUGGAUGCAGUUGUUAGUACUCUCACAAUGUGUUCGGUGAAAGACAUCGAAGCUGUGCUUCGCGAGGUCUAUCGGAUUCUGAAACCGGGAGGACGCUUCUUCUUCAUUGAGCACACGCAGACACACACCAAGAACAGCUGGACCCAUCUGUUUCAGAGGAUCCUGGCCCCUCUUUUCUACUCCUUGGCUGGAUGUCAUAUCAACAAUACCUUCUAUGCUUCUCUUGACCGGGCUAGCUUCGGUAAGGUGCAAUAUACCAAGAUGGAUAUACGCAAGUGUCCACGUCUUUUUCGAUCUCAUGUGUUCGGAUGUGCGACGAAGUAGUUGCCAGAUACCCUUCCGAUGUCCUGGUAAUUAUUAUUGAGGACUAAGAGAUUAUGUCGGGCGGGGGGGGGGGGGACACUUUGAUUUGUUCUAAGCCCAAUUGCAAUUGAUGGGCUACUUUACAGGAGGGAGGGGGGCUAUUAAUUUAUUGUUUAUGGACCGUAGAUUGCUGCAUUCAAUAUACUGGUAGUAUACAGGUAGGCUUGCAGUGUAGUGGAUGGAUCCCCCUUUUCAUUGUUUUUCUUUGCUUUCAAAUUAUGAAGUUGGUGUAUUAAAUAGGAAUGGGAACCAGUGUCCUUUUGGCUACCCCUGGCCACCUGUCGAUGGGUCUUUCAAUUUUGUAUGUAACAUUCCUUUUGCCAGAAACAAAAUAGAUAAAUACAUAAUUACAUCAGACCAGUGCCUUCUUCAAUCUGAGAUUUGAUUAUCAAUCAUAAGUCUUUGGCAAAUCAUGACACUUUUAAUCUGAUUUGAGGCAAUGAUGAAACCUCUCUGUGUUCGUAAAGGACUUGCCUGUUAAAAACCUUGGUACAUGUAUGUAUAUGGACCAAAAUAAUGAUAUGUGUUCUGUUUCAUAAAGACUUGUUAUAAAUAACAAAUGCACAUUUUGUAUUUACGACCAGCCAAUCAAAUCGAAGGAUUUCAGUAGCUUUAAACUGUUAUCGCAAAUUUGUUGUUAUAACAAUUUUUAUGAAACGGGUCCAUGAUGUCUUAAAAGUAUAUACUAUACACCUACACUUGUAUUUGUGUGUCAUUUUGUACCAAAAGUGAUGGACGGAAAGGGUGCAUGUUCAAGGAUGUCAAAUGGGAGAGUUUGCCCUACAUAUUUUACUUGUGACGGAGUUCUCAUUAUUGACUUGUCUGAUUUCUUUCAAAUUUUCACCAUUUUCUCUUUCUUAUCUUAAUUCCUUUCACUUUAUCAACAAGGUUGGACCCCCUUGGAAAGUGAAUAUUUAUCUACUUUAAAAAAGUGGUAGUAAAAUGACAAGUAUUAAGGUUGCUAGUGGGGUUUUUUUUUUGGUAAAGUCAUGUUUUUAACUGCUCUACAAAUACAACUGUAUACAGAAAAUGUGAAAUUUGUGUUCUGAUGAACUUUUCCAACUUGGUGUGUGGUACAUGUCGAUAGCUCCUCUGUUGAACACAUUCCACUGUAUUCUUUGAUAAUGGUCUUUCAGACUCUGAAUAUAGAUUUUGAAUCCUCGUUGAUGUGAACUUUAUUGUUGUAGUUUAUGACAUGUUUGAGUAUCUUCAAGUAGAAGUAAUGUAGAAAUCAAAGGUUUAUUUUUAAAAUCAGAAAGGGCAUUGGAAGCCAUAUUAUAAAGCUAGAAAGUUAAAAUCUAUUUUU
Lytechinus pictus (painted urchin) is the source of this 2210-nucleotide messenger RNA. Its product is annotated as thiol S-methyltransferase TMT1A-like. Bases 110 to 865 code for a protein of 251 amino acids. NCBI's taxonomy places the organism in Eukaryota, Metazoa, Echinodermata, Echinoidea, Temnopleuroida, Toxopneustidae. Gene Ontology annotation, molecular function: S-adenosylmethionine-dependent methyltransferase activity. The transcript is spliced from 2 exons. The record is from RefSeq and is a predicted model, not a curated record.